AUGCUCCUAAGCAUGCGGGAUGUUGCAAUCAUCUGGAAACGGAAACUUUCCGGCAAAACUGCAGAUGCAAUUCGUUUAAUAAGGGAUUGCCUAGCCAAGGAAGAACAAGUCAUGGAAUCUAGCUAUCCUCGUGUGAUGGGCAAUUCUAAAAUGUUACGGGAGUGGGAAGUCGAGGAAAACUGGACAGAAAUAGAGUGGGAAAGCGAGGAGGAAACUGAAAAGGAAACUGAAGAGGAUGAUUGA
Penicillium mononematosum is the source of this 243-nucleotide messenger RNA. RefSeq lists its product as uncharacterized. The record is from RefSeq and is a predicted model, not a curated record. The transcript has a single exon. Bases 1 to 243 code for a protein of 80 amino acids. Lineage: Eukaryota; Fungi; Ascomycota; Eurotiomycetes; Eurotiales; Aspergillaceae.